This is a messenger RNA of Rodentolepis nana, 411 nucleotides long. The record is from the annotation of a GenBank genome assembly. NCBI's taxonomy places the organism in Eukaryota, Metazoa, Platyhelminthes, Cestoda, Cyclophyllidea, Hymenolepididae.
AUGAAUCCACAGGAUUUACAGUCGUUAAAAAACGGAAAGGAGCAAACUUAUCUUAUUCCCAACUCGGAUUAUGAACGUGCUAUUCAACUUCAAUAUCUCGAAUGGAAGGAUAAGUUUUUAGGCCAUCGAAAUGAUAAACAAUCUCAACGAAUCCUUCUGCGUCAGCUCUCUGAUGACCUAAUUUCCAAAACUUUCCUUAGUGGAUUCAACCUCAGAUUAAUUGACCUCGUCAUUGCUGAAACCAUUCAAAAGCACGUGAAAAUGGAUUUUAACGAAGCUGUUGUGCUUGCUCCAAUGGUUCGGGUAACGACUCAUCCAAUGCGUCUUCUUGCUCUCAGAUAUGGAGCCACAUAUGUUUAUACAGAGGAAAUAAUCGACUUUAAGCUUAUUCGAACAACUAGAUUUGAGAAU